This is a messenger RNA of Lytechinus pictus (painted urchin), 4300 nucleotides long. Its product is annotated as DNA repair protein RAD51 homolog 2-like. The record is from RefSeq and is a predicted model, not a curated record. Gene Ontology annotation, biological process: double-strand break repair via homologous recombination. Bases 97 to 879 code for a protein of 260 amino acids. Gene Ontology annotation, cellular component: Rad51B-Rad51C-Rad51D-XRCC2 complex; replication fork. NCBI's taxonomy places the organism in Eukaryota, Metazoa, Echinodermata, Echinoidea, Temnopleuroida, Toxopneustidae. The transcript has 7 exons. Gene Ontology annotation, molecular function: four-way junction DNA binding; ATP-dependent DNA damage sensor activity; single-stranded DNA binding.
GUCCAAAGUUUACAACGCCCUCAUCGCUAAAAAUUCAACAUCCAGCAACAGGUCCGAAAUUGAAAACAAAAAGAUAUUUGAUAUUCAAUUGGAAACAUGGCCAACAGAAAAGUUCAUCGUCUUGGUCUUGAUGAAGAUAUCGUAACCCGGCUCACUCGGCAUAAGAUAUUCACAUGUCAGGAUCUGCUGACGAAAAACCGACUAGAACUGCUGAGGAUAUUCAAUACCACUGAACCAAGAAUUAAAGAAGCCAUGAUGAAAGCAAGCAAAGUCUGUGCUCCUACUAGUAAAAAGGCACUGCAGCUAUGUGAGAGAGGUCCUGAUUCUUGUCCUGGUAUUCUUCCAACAUCUCUUAGAAUACUAGACCAACUAUUACAUGGAGGAUUACUAUCAGGCACUAUUACAGAGAUAGCUGGACCUCCUGGGUGCGGGAAGACUCAAUUGUGUAUGAUGCUGAGCGUCUUGGCUACUCUACCAGUCAGUAUGGGAGGAUUGAAUGGAAGUGUUAUGUAUAUUGAUACCGAAUCAGCAUUCAGCGCAGAAAGACUUGUUGAGAUUGCUCGAUGUCGUUUUCCAGAAUAUUUUUCAUCUGAAGAGACCUUGAUGAACCUAGUGCAGAAGGUUCAUAUAUCUAUGGAAUCUACAUGCUUUGACUUAUUACACAGGUUAGAAACAUUAGAAGAAGAUCUUAUAGAGAAAGGGAUACGUCUUGUGAUUUUAGACUCAGUUGCCUCAUUGGUCAGGAAAGAAUUUGAUGGAAGAGUCGGCCGAAACAUGGUGGAGAGGACAAAUUUAUUAUCCAAACAGGCAGCCAUCUUGAAGUACCUGGCUGAGGAGUUUUCUAUACCAGUAAGUCAUAUUUUUAUUUUCUCAGAUUAAAGAAAAAAUUGAUAAUUAGUUAGGUGGAGGUAGUUAUUUUACCUAACUGCUAAGACACUUGACAGCUUAACAUUCUCUAUGAGGGACUUGUUUAUGAGAAUGAAUGCCUUACCAAAUGGUACUGAUAAACCACCUUACCUUUGAUAAAGGUACUGUGAUGACAAGACGAUUACCUUGUCAAAUGAGCUUUUAUGCCUCUAUAAUUCAUAUUUUCCACAUGUAGAUAAUCAUGGUAAAUAGACUAUUUUUAACUUAAGUGGUAUUACUUAACAUCAGUAUUUUUGAGGUCCAAGUAAUACUUUUUAAUUUCUAUUCUGCACUAGUAUACCUCGUACUAGAGUACCUAAUAGUAUACUACCUCUGCAGGUUUGGAAAUUAAGUACUGAUUAUUUUUUUCAGGGAAUUUGGACUUCUUAUCAUAAUGCUCAAUAUUCAUAAGGAUCGCUAGCUGUAUAAUAAUCAAGACUUAAAAAGGGAGUGGUUACUAUUCAUAAAUAAAAUACAUAGUAAAAAAAAUUGAUAAUGCCCACUGAUGUGGAAUGAAGGUUGUUAUUCAUAAUUCUCCAGGAGGGUCAUGGAUACUAUUCAUGAACCAAAUUUUGGGUUGUUAUUCAUAAUAAUGAAUAACGGUCACUUAACAUAAGUUCCACUGUUCAUAAUGCAGAGCAAGAGUUGCUAAUCAUCACGGGAGAAGAGGGUUGUUAUUCGUCACCAAAUAAGAGGUCCGUAGUCAUAAUCAAUGAGAAGGCUAAAUUCCUGUGCUACAUUACCAAGUGCAUCUAUAAUUCAUGCUACAGUACUGCAUACUACCUUAUCUUGUUUUAUUGAAAGAAUACAGGUAUUGAAAUCAACUGAAUGCAUGAAAUUUCAUGCAGCUAUUUUUGUUGUUGAACCAUUUCUAAUGGUUAGCUGUUCAAGAUUUUUUUAAGAGAAGAGUGAUGGUGAUUGUAUGAGGUGAUUAUAGUAUUAUGGUGGUGACUAUUAUGAUAACUGAUGAUAAUGAUGAUUUUAUCAUUCAUACCUUGAUACAAAAAACAAUUACUGACUCAAUUUGAUUUGAUCUAAAAAGAGUAGAUUUGGCAGUGAAAACAAAUUUUCUUGUUUUUUCCCUGUAUUGCAUUAUUACAAAUUUAGUAACUGAAUGUCUGUGUACCAAAGGAGAUACAAAGUGUCUGAUAAUGCCUUUAUCUCUGCAGUAGUUAAAUAAAAACAAAAGAUUUAACAUUCAUUUGAGAUUAUGUUUUUCUAAGAAAUCUUUAUUGAUUCCUUCAUGUAACAUCGCUGCAAAUCGUUGAAGAGCAAUCAGACUGCAGAAAGAGGUAUUGUAAGUAAACCAUCUCAUUGCAUGACCAUAGUCUUUGUCCCAAUAUGUUUACCAGAUGUGGAAUGCUCUGUAUGUUGCUUUCUAUGUGGCUCAAUAAGAUUGCAAAUGCAUAGUUUUGAAGUGGAUCAACACUGUAUUAGGAUCCUAAUAUGAAUUUCAUCCAUAUGUUCAUUGGGAUUUUCUAACACAGUAUUGAACUUUGAACCUUCUUCAUGUAAUUCCUGAUAUUGUUUUUGUGUUGGGAUGGUGAUAGUAAUUGUGUGAAUUAAAUAAAGCCCUUAUUUAAAAAAAAAUAUAUAGAUAACUAGAAAUGUGAAUUGUAUGAUAGAUACAUGUAGGUAGAUGAAUAUGGGGAAUAGAAAGGAUCAUCUGCCUAGAAGGGCAGAAAUAUAAAAAAAAAAAGGAAAAGACUUGCAAAAAGAGAAAGAGAUAAAUAAAAAAGGAAGGGAGACAGUGAUAUAGGGACAGAGAGUGGAGGGAGAGAUAAGGAAGUGAGAAAGAGUGGAAAAUAGAGAUAGAUUGAUAGGAUUGAGCUAGAUAGAGAUAGGGAGAAAGACAGAGGGAGAGAGAUAUCAAGAGAGACAGACAGGUAGAUAUAGAGAGGAGUGAGAGAAAGCAAGAUGAAGAGAUGAGUCUCCUGAUCAGUUUCCCAUUAGCCUUAGGAUAGCUAACCUCAACAUCCCAUCACAAUACACCUGCAUGUUGUCUAUGCCACACCAUGUCAGGCCAUGCAAAGCUUAACAAAUUUCUUUCUAACUUUGACAUUUUCAAAUGCUACCGUGAUGUAAAGCAAAGAAAAUAUAAAAAUAGAAUCAUGUACUUUCACCAUUCUCUCUAAUGCUCUUAAUAAUAUGUUCACACGUGUUGUUGAAAUAUCAAAAAUCGCCUUUUAAAUUGUGGAAAAUACUUCUUCAUAUUGCCAUUUUUUAUAUCGGAUAAUGUAAAGGAAAUACAACUGCACAUUUCAAAAUAAUGUUAUGAAAAUAUUGAUAUUAAAGUUAAUACCUUAUGGUACCUUGCUUUUCUUGAACAGGAUUUAUGAAAUCUUGGCUUACUCAAAUACGUGUAAAAAUGCUUUUCUAGUUCUGGUUUUGCUUGUCAUUGUACUGUUAUAAUACAAAAUUUUGUAUAUGCUUUUAUGUUUGCAGAUUAAUAAAUUCCAGAGCCAUUUUCUAUGGUAUACUAGUAGAUAAUCUACGAGGAAAUAUACUGGGGAUAAAUUUCUGUCACUUAUCCAGCGUGGUAAUAACCACAAUUUACAUUCUAAAAAAAUAAACAAAUUAAUGAGCAUUGUUAUAGAAUGCAAUGCUGGAUUAUUUGAUGCAUUAGUAUACUUAUUACUAUAGGUACUUUUGAAAUAUUUUUCUUAUUUUUAUAGUUAUUGUUAUGUUAGUGCCAGCUACAUGUAUCAUUCAAUGAACUUGAAAGAAUUGAGGUCUUGAAAUUUUUGUUAUUUAUUAUUUUUCUUGUGGGGACAGUGCAUCUUGAUAAAUGAAAUCCAUCAAACUCUUAGCUAAUUUUUAUAGAAAUUUAUGCCAGCCAUGGUGUUAUUUCCUUCAGCAAGAAAUUUAUCCACAUUGUGCUGCACUCAACCCAGGUGAGGUGAAUGGGUACCCGGUAGGAAGAAAUUCCUUGAAUGCUUGAGUGCCUAGGCAGCCUGGCUAAAGCCGGGGUAAUAAAAGCAGGGCCUUUUGAGAGAACAGUUUUCAGAACUGAAGUGGCUUCCCAGGGUAAAUAUACCUAUAUUAUUAUUGUUAUUAUUAUUAUUAUUAAUGGAUGAGUAAAACAUUUAGAUGUACAUGAGAAACAAAGUUAGUUAUUGAUUUUUUUUAAUUGAUCAUACAUAUUUAUAUUUCAAGAGAUGAAUAUGGUGCUCAUGAAAAAUUCUGCAUUUUUAUUGAAGUAAUGUUUGUCAUGUUGAAUGCAUAUGUUUUCAUAGUAAAUGAUUUAUGAAUAUAAAUAGAAAAGAAGGGGAAUAAUAAAUAGGAUUGGGAGAUAUCAAUAACGAGUGGGGCAGGAGGAAUGCUAAAAUACAAAAGAAACUUAUUUCAACUGUGUUGUCUCAAAAUGCUAUAAAAGCAGUGCUAAGCACAAUCC